Molecule: messenger RNA, 5305 nt
Organism: Haemorhous mexicanus (house finch)
Lineage: Eukaryota; Metazoa; Chordata; Aves; Passeriformes; Fringillidae
Product: serine/Arginine-related protein 53-like
Exons: 4
Coding region: 3562-4548 (328 amino acids)
Source: RefSeq, a predicted model, not a curated record
UCACAGCAACCCUGCUGGCAGGGGAGGGCUCCAGAUGUGCAGACAGGCUUUGGGUGUCACAGCAACCCUGCUGGCAGGGGAGGGCUCCAGAUGUGCAGACAGGCUUUGGGUGUCACAGCAACCCUGCUGGCAGGGGAGGGCUCCAGAUGUGCAGACAGGCUUUGGGUGUCACAGCAACCCUGCUGGCAGGGGAGGGCUCCAGAUGUGCAGACAGGCUUUGGGUGUCACAGCAACCCUGCUGGCAGGGGAGGGCUCCAGAUGUGCAGACAGGCUUUGGGUGUCACAGCAACCCUGCUGGCAGGGGAGGGCUCCAGAUGUGCAGACAGGCUUUGGGUGUCACAGCAACCCUGCUGGCAGGGGAGGGCUCCAGAUGUGCAGACAGGCUUUGGGUGUCACAGCAACCCUGCUGGCUGUGGCCAGCCCAGCAGAGGACAUCCCCGAGGCAGGGCUGGGCAGGCAGCGCUUCCUCGCCCUGCACACAUCCCUGCUCCACAGACUGCAAUUCCUGGUGCCUGCAGGAUCAUCACUGCUUGGCUGCUUCAGGAGACGUGCACAGGAGCUGGGGAGUGGACUGAGGGCUGCUGGACACAUCCUGGGGCAGCAGCACAGACAGCUGGGCACCUGCACCGUGCCUCUGCUCUCCAGGAGCCCCCUGGAGCCACAGAAUCAUCCAGGCUGGAAAAGACCUCGGGGACCACGGAGCCCAGGCUGUGCCUGAUCCCCCACGGGGGCUUCUGGAUGUCCCACAAGGCUCAGGGCAGCCUGGCCUGGCAGAAGGCACUGUCACCAGCAUCCCUGGCCUCCACGGGGGGAGGUUGGGCAGGGCAGUCCUUGCUGGACCCCGCUGGAUGUGCCAGUGUGUGAGGAGGGGGGUUUGCUGGGGUCUGGGGGUGAUGAUCUCCUCCCCCAGCUGCCUCGGGGAGCUCCAGAUGCAGCUGCACUGCCUGCCAGGCCCUGGGGCUGCUGGGCUCAUCAGCUCUGGCAAUUCAGGGCAGCUGAGGCAGCUCAGGCAGCAGUGGGUCACAGAAUUCAUGCAGGUGCUGGGUGCUGUGCCUGCUCCAGGAACAGGUGAGUUUUCUGCUCCUGGAGAGUCUGUUUUGCACAAAGGUGUUGGGUUUGUCACUUGAAUUGCUGUGAGCUCUUAAUGCUGCUGUUGGAAUGAAGAGGGGUGUUUAAAGGGAAGGGGGUUCUGGAGGGAGCUGUGGGACUCAGACUGUGUUUGGCUAAAAUUGCAGCUCAGAAAAGUCCCCUCAGCAGCAGGACUUGUUCUGGGGGCAGGGAGGGGCUUUGAGGGGCACAGACCCUGGUGGGGCUCGCUGCCUGGCUAGAGAAAAGUUUACAGCAGAGUUUACUUUUCCAUGAUACCUCGGAAUUUCCCACUGCUCAGGUGGUGACACACUGGAGUGAGGAGCCUUUUUGGAGGGACAGGCAAAGGAUGAGAUAAAAGAAUAAAAACCUAAUGGUAAAAUUAGCUCCCUCUUUCAUUUUUAAAGGGCUGGGAGUGGAGGGCUGAGAUCCCAGGUAGCCAUUUGUGCUCUGCUUUGUUCUGCUGCAGACAGUUCAGCAUUUUCUCUUUCCCCCUGAAUUGUUUUUAAGAUGAGACAAUUGGUUGUAUUUGCUGUCACUGAGGACACACACUGGCUCCAGUCCCUUCUGAUCCCUGGAAUGGAAUAAACUCCGUGGCUGCACAUGGCUUGUGAACCCUCCUGCCACAGCCCCUCCCCAGCCACUCUGCUCCUUGAUGUUGCUAAAACCAGACCAUUUGUGCUUUUGAAUGUGCUUUGUUUGUCCUCACUGACAGCUGGAACAUUUUCUGCAUGGCAGCCCCACACAGGCAGCCCUGGCAGCAAUCUCCAGCUGAAAAUGCCCUGCCCUUCCCAGCACAGCUCUCAUCCUCUCCUGCUCUUUGCUUCCCCAGGCAGCCAGAGAAGGCCAGGUUGGUCUCAGCCAGACUCUGGAGCCAGGAGGGCAGAGUGGGCAAGCCAGGAGCAUUCCCAGGGCAGGCGAGGGAAGGGUGUUGGCUGGGGGGUCAGCCCUGGCCCAGCUGCCCAGGCUCCCCUGGAAACCCCUCUCCUGCCUGAGUGAGGGCUCCCCGGGAGCUGCAGCAGAGCUGUGCCAUCCUUGAGCACAAACACGUUCAGUCUUCCUGCCCCUCACCCCUCAGGGCUGAGGACUGUGUGUGUUUAUUUGUCUCAGGGCCUGCCUGAGUCCUCUCCCUGCUAGAAUGAAGUGUUUUGCUAAGCCAUUGUUUUUACCAUACAUACAUUCCCUUGGCUGCAUCUUCGUGGUGCAUUCUUUGCUCCAGAAUCUUUUCUUUUCAUCUCAGAGAUGAACACACAUUUCGGGACCAGCUUUUGAAAUGCCAGUUUGCUUCAGGAAACUUCUUAUGAGCAAGUCUGGGCAGCCAGCACUAAAUCACUUUAGUAUCUUCUAUUUCCCAAGGAAUCAGACCCACUUUGUUUAUUAUCUAGCAAAACCCCAAGCAGAAUGUAAAAACCAGGAGUGAAUCAGAAAGGAGCGUUAUAAAAAUACUGCAGCUGGCUUUCCCUGGCAGUGGGGAAAGGCACUGCUUCCCUUCCUUGUGAAAGAGGAAUGAUGCAAUGGUAGAGGAAUAAAACCAAAGGCAGCUGAGCAGUCUGAGAGGAAAGCUGAUGUCUGAGGGCUGAAGCUGUGGGUGUGAAGCUCUGGGAUGGGUUUGGUGCCUCUGCUGGCUCGGGGCAGUUGAAGGCCCUGCCCUGACUGUGUGCAGCAGAACUGGAGGGCUGCCAUGGUCCAGGUGAGCUCUCUGCCUUGCUCAGAUCCUGCUGCUGAGGAGCCAACUCCUCGGGAAGAACAGAUGGAUGGAGGGACCAGGCUGGGAGGGCAGCUGUGGGAGAGCCUGCCUGGCACCCCUGCCCCUGCCAGCCUGGCUCUGAUGGGCUGCUCCUCCCCAGAGCUGAGGGUGCAGAACCCCAGGGGCUGCUUGAGGUCAUUGGGGGUUUCUUGAUGUCACUGCAGUCCCUGGGUGGGGUUGUGCCUUAGGUUAGAACAAAAAACGAAACUGAAAGUAUGCAUGCUGUCCCCAUCUCCAUAAGCUGUUCAAACAGGUGGGACAGAGUUCUUUCUCUCUUCCAUGACUCAUCUCCAAUAAAUCUCUCCAAGGGGUAGUUCUGUGCAGGUGGCCCCCAAAAUCUCUCUGGGUGACUCCUAAGUGACAUCACCCCACGGUGAGAUGCUCCGCCCAGGGGGGGAGCCAAGCAUCCCACCUGCAUAGAAGCCGAGGCUUGGAGCUCCAGGAGCACUUUGCCUGCGGAGUUCCCAGAGGAGAGGAGGUCCAGGAUCACCAGGGGACCCUCAGAGGAAGACCAGGCCCUUCUGCAGGAGCAGUGCUGUGACAGAGCCACGUCCCUCCCUGCCACAGCCACCCUUUGAUCAGAGGGCCGGAGUGCCAGGUUGUAUUCUGACUCUGUCACUCUGGGCUGGUGUUUUCUGCCUUUAUUUCAUUUCUCCCAUUAAAUUGUACUUCUGGCUUGGGAUCUCCCACUGGUUUGCUGUCAAACUGGUACAUGUUUUGGCACCCAGAUGGAGCCACUCCUGAGAAAAAUCAGAAUUCUGUGUUACAGAAACCCCCUGGUCACCGUGGUGCUCACCAUGCUGACGUGGCUCUCACACCUUGCUCUCUCUCUGUUUCCUCACCUGGGGAGCUGCCUGUCUGCUGCACUGCUCCUCUUGAGCUCAGAGAAUGCCUGCACCCCCUGCACCCCCUGCACCCUGUACACCAUGCCUGGAGACAGAGAAGGGCUCCGUGUGGCACAGCAGUGUCUCCAGGAGGAGGAGGAGGAGGAGGAGGAGGAGGAGGAGGGAAGGACAGAGUCAGCAAGCACCACGUCUGCACAGCCUGCCACUGGGAGGAGAGGAACCAAGAGCAGAGGAACAGGCACCAGGUCUGCACAGCCUGCCAUGGAGAGAAAAGGAACCAAGAGCAGAGGAACAGGCACCAGGUCUGCACAGCCUGCCAUGGAGAGAAAAGGAACCAAGAGCAGAGGAACAGGCACCAGGUCUGCACAGCCUGCCACAGGGAAAAGGAACCAAGAGCAGAGGAACAGGCACCAGGUCUGCACAGCCUGCCAUGGAGAGAAAAGGAACCAAGAGCAGAGGAACAGGCACCAGGUCUGCACAGCCUGCCACAGGGAGGAGAGGAGCCCAAAGGGCAGCCAGUGCUUCCACACAGACCAUCACCGAGCCAGGGCAGCCCAAGCCAGCAGCAGCUGCCCCCGAUCAGAAGAAGAAGUCCAAGAGCAAAUCCAUCCACACAGUGACCAGGAGGUGGCUGGACCCUCACACCCAGCAGAAGAGCCAGAGGCAGAGGCCAUCCCUGUCCCUCUGUCCCUGGGUGGGCAGCAAGGCCUGUGGAGAGAGCUCGCCCCCCAGACCAACGAGUCCACCCUGGCCUGGGACAGCACAGCCAGUGACAGCACCCUGGGCAGGCAGCUGGCAUCCCUGUCCUGGCACGUGCUCGAUGCCCAGGGCAUCAGGAGAGCCCAGGGAGCUCUCAGCCUCUGGCAGUGACUCUGGAACAUGGGGUGGAGAGCCCCCUCCUCCUUAGCAGCCGGGGUACCUGAGCUGAGAAGAGGAACACCUACCACAAGCAGCUCAUCUAGAGUCAGUGCUGCUCUGGUCUCUCGUGGGCAGAGCUCCUGUUGGUGCAGGAGUGAUAACACGACUGGUUCUCGUGAAGAACCAGCUCUGGUUCUCAGGAACACAUUGGCAGGAGAGCAGCUGUGCCUUGACCAGCCAGGUGGAGGAACAGGAGAAUUGGAUCUGCUGGAUGGUGUGGAUGCCAUGGCCUGGCACGUCUGACCCACGAAGGGACAGCUUUGGUGCACACUGGCACUCCGUGCACCCUGAUGCCACCAAGGUGUGUGGGAGUGGAACCCAUUUCCAUUUCUGGGCUCACAGGAGGAUCCCAGCAGCUGAAGUGGAUUUAUCUGGGAACGAGUGGCACAAACAGCCCGUGGUGGCUGGCCCAGAGGCCCCUGCAUCCUCAGCACAGGCCAGCUCAGAAAUGGGAGUUUCAGAGACAUGGUUGGGCUGUUGGGAUUGCUGCUGCAGAGACAGAAGACAUCAGAGAGCUGGGUGCCCUGGCUGCUCUCUCAGAUGAGCCUCCUGUGCUGAGAACUGAAGAGCAGGAACCAAUCACCACAGCAACCCUGCACCAUCAGCAACUCUUCAUCAGAACAUCAACUUGCUGUAGAAGGUCUCAGCAAGGCCAAAGCGCUUUAUGUCCUUUCCCCCCCUAAUUAAAACAAAGUAAAUCCCAAAAUAA